This is a messenger RNA of Closterium sp. NIES-65, 714 nucleotides long. NCBI's taxonomy places the organism in Eukaryota, Viridiplantae, Streptophyta, Zygnematophyceae, Desmidiales, Closteriaceae. The record is from the annotation of a GenBank genome assembly.
AUGGCGGCAACGGCGAGGCCGCUACCACUGUGGGGCGAGGGCUCCGCGGCAGCUGCAGGGGCGGCUGCUCCAGGGGCGGCUGCUCCAGGGGCAGCUGCUCCAGGGGCGGCUGCUCCAGGGGCGGCUGCUGCAGGGGUGGCUGCUCCAGGGGCGGCUGCUGCAAGGGCGGCUGCUCCUGGGGCGGCUGCUCCUGGGGUGGCUACUGUAGGGGCGGCUGCUCCUAGGGCGGCUACUUCAGGGGCGGCUGCUUCAGGGGAGGCUGCUUCAGGGGCGGCUGCUGCAGUGGCGGCUGCUCCAGGGGCGGCUGCUGCAGGGGCGGCUGCUCCAGGGGCGGCUGCUGCAGUGGUGGCUGCUUCAGGGGCGGCUGCUGAAGUGGCGGCUGCUCCAGGGGCGGCUGCUGCAGUGGCGCCUGCUCAAGGGGCGGCUGCUGCAGGGGCGGCUGCUCCAAGGGCGGCUGUUGCAGGGGCGGCUGCUGCAGUGGCGGCUGCUCCAGGGGCGGCUGCUGCAGUGGCGGCUGCUCCAGGGGCGGCUGCUGCAGGGGCGGCUGCUGCAGGGGCGGCUGCUGCAGGUGUGGCUGCUCCAGGGGCGGCUGCUCGAGGGGCGGCUGCUUCAGGGGCGGCUGCUUCAGGGGCGGCUGCUCCAGGGGCGGCUGCUGCAGGGGCGGCUGCUCCAGGGGCGCGGGUUAGGGCAGGGCGCCGCGGCGGGCAGCGGUGA